AUGUUUGCUACUGUGACUGGUUCUCAGCUUUCAGAAUGGCUGGCUCCGAUACGUGAUCAAUAUAAAGAUACUUCUGCAAGGAGGAUGCACAACAUGGACUGGAAAAUGUUUAAUAAUGAAAAACUAAAAAUAAUCCCACCUGUUCCUGGAACAUCUGAACCUUCGGAACCUAGUAGCACAGUAGACGUGCCGAAGAAUAAUUUAUUAUUACGUUUUACGCCCAAUGAAACGCUAACAAGCGGUGUAAUGCCGACUUCAAGCCUAAAGAGUAAACUAGAAACGACUCUACAGAACGCGAAAGAAUUAGCAGCCAUCUUAAAGUCGCAUAUAAUCACAGUUCAAGAACGAGAAAAAACUCUUAAAGAAGCCAUCGUUAAUGGGAAGUUAGGAGUAACGAUAUUGACGGUGUCCACACUUAAAGGACAACCCCGGAAGUAUAUCAUACGCGAUGGAUUUUGGACUCUCUGUAAUGGAAUGAUACAGACCCCCACAACAGUGCCAGAUAUGACCGCUACAAUUUUUAGUAACGUAUACUCUACGCCAAGGUGCAUUGGCCAAGAAGUUACAUCGAAACCAGAUCCAUGCGUAUUUAAUUCAAUAAUCAAAUAUGAGACGAUCCCAACAGAAAGGAAAACAGAAUAUACUGAAGACGAAUAUUUAUGCCUCAAACCAACAUUCAAUAAUACCUUGGAACAGUACCUCAGCGUCACCAAAAAACUUGUAAACGCAACAUGUAAAAACGACCGGAACACAGAAGCGGACGCACUGCUAACUGCACUGAUGAACACCUGGACUUACUGUGUUGUGAUGCAAAUAAAAGUUUUGAAUCUUUUCCAUCUAAUAAUAUCCGGGAAAAUAAGGAGUUUCGCAGAUAAUCUCUUCGAAUGUGGUCUAAGGGUGAUGUCGGAUUAUACCUACUACCCACAAAGAGAAAUAGUGGCUUCAGAAUUACCGCUAGAGUACUGUGACGGAGUACUCGGUUCUUGCAAAUUGAUCGUCGCCUGGCACCUAUCGAAUUCAAGCGUGGAAAAUUUCGAAUUCGUCAAAGAUGACCAAAAUUUUAAAAACUAUUUUAUGAAAUCAGGAUCGUAUGUUAACAAUGCUUUGUAUUGA
This is a messenger RNA of Parnassius mnemosyne (clouded apollo), 1113 nucleotides long. The record is from the annotation of a GenBank genome assembly. Lineage: Eukaryota; Metazoa; Arthropoda; Insecta; Lepidoptera; Papilionidae.